GGAGAGGCGGCGGCGGCCUCGGCUGAAGAAAGAAGGCGGUAGCGAAGAGCGCAAGCGCGGAAGAAAACACAGAUGCUCUUUGCCAAUCCAGACAAAUGGCCUCUGCUUAAGUUCCUCUUCAUUAAUUAGCAUGAAGACAGCCAGUGUGGUGACUAAAUUUGGAGUCAGAGGCUUUUAAAGGACCCUGGCACCUUCGGUCUAACAGGAAUCAGGACAAAGCCACCAUCGUUCACCCCGUUUCCGCACAUGCCCGACAAUGACUUCUGUCCCAGGCUAACCAGAAAGGCCAUGGGCGCUGAGGGAGCCCCCGAGAGCCAGCUGUGCACCCAGAACCUCCUCGUCCUGGUCUCCAUCUUCUUCAGCCUGGUGGCCUCCCUCGACUGGAAAACUCCCCAUAGCCAGGAUCCCUUUGAGAAAUGCAUGCAUGAUCCUGACUAUGAGGUGCUGCUCAAGGUCGUGACCUUGGGCCUCAAUCGGACCUCAAAGCCCCAGAGGGUGAUUGUGGUUGGUGCUGGUGUGGCUGGGCUGGUAGCUGCCAAGGUGCUCAGUGAUGCCGGACACAAGGUCACCAUCCUGGAGGCAGACAACAGGAUUGGAGGCCGCAUCCUCACCUACCGGGACCGGAAGACAGGCUGGAUCGGGGAGCUGGGAGCCAUGCGGAUGCCCAGCUCGCACAGGAUCCUCCACGAGCUCUGCAAGAGUCUGGGACUCAACCUGACCAAAUUCACUCAGUAUGAUGAGAACACGUGGGUAGAGGUCAACAGCCUGAAGCUGCGGAACUACGUGGUGGAGAAGAUGCCCGAGAAGCUGGGCUACAAGCUGCGCCCCAAGGAGAAGGGCCACUCGCCCGAAGAAAUCUACCAGAUGGCUCUCAACCGGGCCCUCAAAGAUCUCAAGACACUGGGCUGCAGAAAGGCAAUGAAGAAGUUUGAAAAGCACACGCUCCUGGAAUACCUCCUCGGGGAGGGGAACUUGAGCCAGGCGGCCGUGCAGCUCCUGGGAGACGUGAUGUCCAAGGACGGCUUCUUCUAUCUCAGCUUCGCCGAGGCCCUGAGGGCCCACAGCUGCCUCAGUGACCGGCUCCGGUACAGCCGCAUCGUGGGCGGCUGGGACCUGCUGCCGCGCGCGCUGCUGAGCUCGCUGUCCGGGCCGGUGUUGCUGCACGCGCCUGUCGUGACGAUAACGCAGGGGACGCACGAUGUGCGCGUGCACAUCGGGAGCUCGCGCCGGGCCGGGAGUCUGAAGGCCGUGACCGGGGAUGUGGUGCUGCUGACGGCGAGCGGGCCGUCGCUACAGCGCAUUACCUUCUCGCCGCCGCUGACGCGCAGGCGGCAGGAGGCGCUGCACGCGCUGCACUACGUGCCGGCCACCAAGGUGUUCCUGAGCUUCCGCCGGCCCUUCUGGCACGACGAGCACAUCGAGGGCGGCCACUCGAGCACCGCCCGCCCGUCGCGCGUGAUCUUCUAUCCGCCGCCGGGCGAGGGCGCGCUGCUGCUGGCUUCGUACACGUGGUCGGACGCGGCGGCCCCCUUCGCCGGCCUGAGCCAGGACGAGGCGAUGCGCUUGGCGCUCGACGACGUGGCGGCGCUGCACGGGCCGGUCGUGUACCGGCUCUGGGACGGCAGCGGCACAGUCAAACGCUGGGCCGACGACCCGCACAGCCAGGGCGGCUUCGUGGUGCAGCCGCCGACGUUCUGGAAAGAAGACGGGGACGACGGGCGGGACGACGGGCAGGACUACGACUGGGCAGUCCCCUUCGGCCGCAUCUACUUCGCCGGUGAGCACACGGCCUACCCGCACGGCUGGGUGGAGACUGCUGUCAAGUCGGCGCUGCGCGCGGCCGUGUUGAUCAACAGCCGAGAGGGGCACGCGCUGGGCAACAACCAGGAGGGGCUCCCGCGCCUGCAGCCCAGCCGUCCCCAGUGCGAGUUCCAAAAGGACAGUGCCACCCACACUCCGGCCCCACUUAGGAUGACCGCUCGGCACACCACCAAGAGACCCGAGCAUUAAAAAUGUAUUUUCA
Hyaena hyaena (striped hyena) is the source of this 2023-nucleotide messenger RNA. RefSeq names its product interleukin 4 induced 1 (gene IL4I1). Gene Ontology annotation, biological process: amino acid catabolic process. The transcript has 9 exons. The record is from RefSeq and is a predicted model, not a curated record. Gene Ontology annotation, molecular function: polyamine oxidase activity; L-amino-acid oxidase activity. Lineage: Eukaryota; Metazoa; Chordata; Mammalia; Carnivora; Hyaenidae. Bases 247 to 2010 code for a protein of 587 amino acids.